Malus domestica (apple) is the source of this 1422-nucleotide messenger RNA. Its product is annotated as auxin-responsive protein IAA2-like. Gene Ontology annotation, cellular component: nucleus. Lineage: Eukaryota; Viridiplantae; Streptophyta; Magnoliopsida; Rosales; Rosaceae. Gene Ontology annotation, molecular function: protein binding. Gene Ontology annotation, biological process: regulation of DNA-templated transcription. The record is from RefSeq and is a predicted model, not a curated record.
UGUGCUCUGUUACUAGUCCAACCUGAGUCUCCAAAAAGCAAGUUAUUGGAAGAAUUUGCUAUAUAUCUCCUUAUCUAAAACCACUGUAUUGUACUACUCAUCUCCUUAGGAUUCUCAAGGCUAGCUACUUAACAGUUUUUGGGUUCCUUUAGUAGAUUUCCAUGUUUCGCACAAACCCCAGAUUUAAAUUUCUUGAAGUUUUUGUUCUUUUACUUUGGAAUUUGAAAAGUCUAGAGCUCGUUUCAGUUUUCAGUUUUCAAUUUUCAAAAUUUUGAGAUUUGAAGAGGUUAACGUGGUCUAUAUAUAGAAAUGGUUAAGUUGUAUAAUAUGAUUUGUGAGAAUAAUGAAGAAGUGGUUGUGAGAGCAAAUAAGAGAGGGUAUGUUGCAGCUGAAGACAAAAAGCUGGAGCUGAGGCUGGGUCCUCCUGGAGGAGAAGAUCGUCAGUCACUUCUCUCCCUUGGUUGCUGCAACAACAAUAUUCCUCAUGAAGCCAAAAGAGCCUGUCAUGAAGAGAAAAAAGAAGAGAGAAAGUGGUUGGCAAACAGUUCAUCAUCAAAUCCUGCAGCUAGUGCUUCUGAACUUACGAAUUCAGCUGCAGCUCGUGACUCUGAUCAGAAAAGUAAAAGCAGAAUUGUACAUGCUCCAGUUGUCGGGUGGCCUCCGAUCCGUUCAUCCAGGAAAAAUCUUGCAAACAGAUCAUCAUCAUCAAGCUUCGCAAACCCGGCAGCUGAUUCGGAGUCACCAAAUGAAACUUCGAAGGAGGGAAAUGGAAAAUCUGAUGGUACUACUUAUUCCAAGCACCACAUGUUUGUAAAGAUCAACAUGGAAGGAGUUCCCAUCGGAAGAAAAAUUAACCUCAAAGCCUAUGAUAGUUAUGAGAAACUCUCUUUUGCCAUAUAUGAACUCUUUCAAGGUCUUCUUGCAGCUCAAAGAGUUUGUUGUGGCGUGGAGAAAGAAGACAAGAAGGGAGAGACCAAAUCAAAAACUGAAUCAUUACAUGGCAGUGGGGAAUAUACUCUACUCUAUGAGGAUAAUGAAGGGGACAGGAUGCUUGUUGGUGAUGUCCCAUGGAACAUGUUUGUAUCCACGGCAAAGAGGCUUCGGGUAUUGAAGAGCUCACAGCUUUCCACUCUACAACUUUGUAGCAGUCCGCAUGAAAAGACACCACUUGAUUCUACAGUGGAAGUUGGAAUCUGAAGGUGAGGCAGUUAAGUGGAGGAAUUCCCAUACAUGCGAUGAUACGAAGCUCUACGUAGUUUAGGGGUUUCCAUCAAGUUUUCUUUGCUUCUUUUCCUCCCUUUAAUGGCCUAAUUAAAUCUUGUAUAUUAAGGAUGUUGAAGAUCUCUGUGAUUUUGUGUUUUCUGUAUCUCCUUUUCUUGUUGAAAUAUUCAGGUUUAUAGCCCUUUGGGCAUUUUGUAGAAA